Messenger RNA from Hippoglossus stenolepis (Pacific halibut), 2753 nucleotides. RefSeq names its product dynamin 1-like (gene dnm1l). Gene Ontology annotation, molecular function: GTPase activity; GTP binding; microtubule binding. Bases 133 to 2328 code for a protein of 731 amino acids. Lineage: Eukaryota; Metazoa; Chordata; Actinopteri; Pleuronectiformes; Pleuronectidae. The record is from RefSeq and is a predicted model, not a curated record. Gene Ontology annotation, cellular component: microtubule; membrane; cytoplasm. Gene Ontology annotation, biological process: mitochondrial fragmentation involved in apoptotic process; mitochondrial fission. The transcript has 20 exons.
GGAGCAACUGUGUGCGCAGUUGUCUGAAGCCCCGGAGAGACGCCAGCUACUAGCCGAGGGACAUUGAAUGACUUUGUCCCCGUGUGUGUGUCAGGGUGAAGACAGCAGACUGUGCGGUCAGCAGCGGAGCUCAUGGAGCCUCUAAUACCUGUCAUCAACAAACUGCAGGAUGUGUUCAACACGGUGGGCGCAGACAUUAUUCAACUGCCGCAGAUAGUUGUUGUGGGAACUCAGAGCAGUGGAAAGAGUUCUGUUUUAGAGAGCCUGGUUGGUAGGGACAUCCUUCCUCGUGGCACUGGCAUCGUCACACGCCGGCCCCUCAUCCUACAGCUGGUGCACAUUGAUCCAGAGGACCGCAGGAAAACCAGCGAAGAAAAUGAGUCCAAGAAAAAUGGACGCCUUUACAGAGCCAUCGAUGGAGAGGAAUGGGGAAAAUUCUUACACACCAAAAACAAGAUCUACACCGAUUUCGAGGAGAUCAGGAGUGAAAUUGAAGCAGAAACUGAUAGAAUUUCUGGGAAUAACAAAGGUGUUAGUGAUGAAUCGAUUCACCUGAAAAUCUUCUCACCACAUGUAGUGAACCUCACAUUAGUGGAUCUUCCUGGUAUUACAAAGUUGCCUGUGGGAGACCAGCCCAAAGACAUCGAGUUCCAGAUAAAAGAACUGAUAAUCAAGUAUAUUUCAAACCCCAACUCCAUCAUCCUGGCUGUGACUGCUGCCAACACAGACAUGGCGACGUCAGAGGCCCUUAAAGUGGCCCGCGAUGUUGACCCUGAUGGUAGGAGGACGCUAGCUGUGGUGACCAAGCUGGAUCUGAUGGAUGCUGGUACAGAUGCUAUGGACAUAUUGAUGGGCAGAGUCAUUCCUGUCAAACUGGGCAUUAUUGGUGUAGUCAACAGGAGUCAGUUAGAUAUCAAUCAAAGGAAGUGUGUGGCAGAUGCGAUCCGUGAUGAAUACGCCUUCCUACAAAAGAAGUACCCCUCCCUCACAAACAGAAACGGAACUAAAUAUCUGGCCCGAACGUUGAACAGGUUACUGAUGCACCACAUCAGAGACUGUCUUCCUGAGCUGAAGACGAGGAUCAACGUGCUGUCAGCCCAGUACCAGUCUUUACUCAACAGCUACGGUGAACCCGUUGAUGACAAGAACUCCAUGUUGCUGCAGCUCAUCACCAAGUUUGCUGCAGAGUACUGUCACACCAUAGAGGGCACGGCCAAGUACAUUGAGACAACUGAACUAUGUGGUGGAGCAAGAAUCUGUUACAUAUUUCAUGAGACGUUUGGUCGCACGUUGGAGUCAGUAGACCCUCUGGGCGGGCUGUCCACCAUUGACGUACUCACAGCAAUCAGAAAUGCAACGGGCCCCAGGCCUGCUUUGUUCGUGCCUGAGGUUUCUUUUGAGCUGCUGGUGAAGCGGCAGGUCAAGCGUCUAGAGGAGCCCAGUCUUCGCUGCGUGGAGCUGGUUCACGAGGAGAUGCAGAGGAUCAUCCAACACUGCAGCAACUACAGCACACAGGAGUUGCUGAGGUUUCCAAAGCUCCAUGAUGCCAUUGUAGAAGUGGUCACCGCAUUACUAAGAAAGAGACUCCCUGUCACCAAUGAAAUGGUUCAUAACCUUGUUGCCAUCGAGCUGGCCUAUAUCAACACUAAACACCCCGACUUCGCUGACGCCUGUGGCCUCAUGAACAAUAACAUAGAAGAGCAGAGACGCAACAGAAUGAGAGACCUGCCCUCUGCUGUCCCCAGAGACAAGUCCCUUAAAGGCCCAGGUGGGCAGUCCCCCUCCCCCACUGAGCUCUUCUCUGAAGGCCAGGUCGCCAAGGCGGUGGCCGGUGGCUCUCAGAGUGGUCAGAAUGUCAGCGAGCAGACAGACAGCGGGAUGGGGAACUGGAGGGGCAUGUUGAAGAAGGGGGAGGAGUUUGCAGCUGGUGACAGACCAGCAGCCCUUUAUCCACUUCCUGCAAUGCAACAGAAAGGCUAUGCUGUCAACCUCCUAGAUGUGCCUGUUCCAGUGUCCAGGAAGUUGUCUGCUCGAGAGCAGAGGGACUGUGAGGUUAUCGAGAGACUCAUCAAGUCAUAUUUUCUCAUUGUACGGAAGAACAUCCAGGACAGUGUACCGAAGGCCGUGAUGCACUUCCUGGUGAACCACGUGAAAGAUUCCCUGCAGAGUGAACUGGUGGGUCAGUUAUACAAGGCGGCUCUGCUGGACGACCUGCUGACGGAGUCCGAGGACAUGGCACAGAGACGCAACGAGGCUGCCGACAUGCUCAAGGCGUUGCAGAAAGCCAGCCAGGUCAUAGCAGAGAUCAGAGAGACCCACAUGUGGUGAGGACGGCCUCUCUUCAUCAGCUCCCUCGCUUCAUCUCACACAGACCCUCAUCCCUCACGGACCACACGACCCUCCAGAACCCCUAGAAUCUCCCAUCACUUGAGGCUGCAGAAACGAACAACCUGAAAAUGCACUGAUGUGGAUAUGUGUGUAUCUAAACAUAGUUUUAAUGUAUAGUAAGGACUUGAAAUUUAAAGAACGGCAGCACUUAUCACCAUCACUUGCUCCUCUCCUAGAGUUUUAUAUUUUUCUUAUGUAAUUAAAACGAUGAAUAUACAGAGAAUGUUAUGCAUCACCACUAUGUGGAGCCUCGCCGAGGAAUGACUGCUCUGAACGUAGAUUUGAAUUAAAGCUAGAAAUGACAACACGUGCUGUAGACGCUAUUUAUCAUGUUACUUCUUUCAUUAAAAAUGUGACCACUGCUA